Oppiella nova is the source of this 572-nucleotide messenger RNA. The record is from the annotation of a GenBank genome assembly. NCBI's taxonomy places the organism in Eukaryota, Metazoa, Arthropoda, Arachnida, Sarcoptiformes, Oppiidae.
CCAGUCACCCGCCUUUAAUGCAAUACACAUCCCCGCCAUCAGUGCCUGCGCUCAAAGACCAGAAACUCGAAUUGCAUUGCAUUUACGGCGGGACACCCCUUCCCGAUAUCACGUGGAGUAAAAGGGGCAGUAAAAUAGAGGGCUCGCACUUCACGUACAAUAACUAUGGAAAGACUUUAGUUAUAAAUAAAGUGGAUUUUUCUGACGAAGGAGUCUACGAAUGUACGGCCAGUAACGGCAUCGGUAGUCAAAGGACUCACGCAAUGGAAGUGAAAGUAAAUGCCGCCCCCUUUUGGAUUGAAUACCCCAAUGACACGAACGCAGCCGAAGGGGAGACCGUAUCGUUUAAAUGCAUUGCUUCGGGCAUUCCUGAGCCUAAGUUGCAAUGGUUUGUGAACGGAGUGCCCAUAGAGAAGGCACCGACCAAUAACCGGCGCAAAGUUGAAGGAUCUGUUCUGACCGUAACUGAUCUGAUAGAGACUGUGGACACUUCUGUCUUCCAGUGCAACGCCUCCAACGUUCACGGAUACGCCUUCCGGGACUUCUAUCUCAAUGUCCUGAAACUCCCGCCC